Messenger RNA from Limulus polyphemus (Atlantic horseshoe crab), 369 nucleotides. Its product is annotated as 1-phosphatidylinositol 4,5-bisphosphate phosphodiesterase delta-4-like. The coding region runs from base 1 to 369 and encodes 122 amino acids. Gene Ontology annotation, molecular function: calcium ion binding; phosphatidylinositol-4,5-bisphosphate phospholipase C activity. Gene Ontology annotation, biological process: phosphatidylinositol-mediated signaling. The record is from RefSeq and is a predicted model, not a curated record. The transcript is spliced from 4 exons. NCBI's taxonomy places the organism in Eukaryota, Metazoa, Arthropoda, Merostomata, Xiphosura, Limulidae.
AUGGUUUUUGAUGUUUAUGAAAAGUUAAAUCAGCCAAGGUGGCUCAAGGAACGCUUUAGAAAAGCAGAUAAAGAUAACAAUGGAAUCCUGAACUUCAAGGAAUGUCUUGAAUUUCUAUCUCAGAUUAAUGUUUCCAUAGAGGAAAUACAUGCCAAAAUUCUUUUUGAUGCUGCUAAUUUUGAAAAGAUUAAAGUUAAUGGUGAACCUGUCUUGAACCCUGAAGGAUUUGUGAGAUUCUAUAACAUUCUUAUGAAACGUCCAGAGUUGGAUAAACUGUUUAAAAAGUACUCUGUAAACAAGGCAUCUAUUAUGGGACCCGAAGAACUGUGCAACUUUUUAACAAAAGAACAAAAGGUAUGGCAUGCUUAA